UUGAGCAGCGUUUACGCAACAGGCUGCCGACUCAUCGCAGAGCUACUUUUAAAGUACUGAACGUUGUCGCCACCAUUAAGGAAAUUCUUGAUUUGCCCUUUUUGUUUCUCACAGUUUUUUUUUAAUUUUUUUUUUUUUUUCUCUUCUAUAUAUAAAGACCUUUUGAGAUGACAGUUAAGUGGUCUUACUCUGGCCAAAGCGAGGCCUGUAGUUGAGUUGGUUCAGUGCGAUCAGACACUAGGGUGGGAAGUGAAGGCGAAUGCUGGUUGUCCUGAACUCAGUGAAGCUGAUCUUGUGAAAUGCAACAGUCUUCCAUCGUGUUGACUAGUAAACAAAAAGUUUCCUACUCUGGCGAUUGACCGGCUUUCUGGUUGGGUCCCACAACUAACCCGAUACCAAACCUGUGGUUAUGGACUCUUGAAUCUUAAAUUUCCUGCAAUGCAAUAAUUUAUGAAUGCGUAGCUGUAGUGAUGAAUUAAUGCAGUUAAAAAAUCAAAGCCAUGACCAGGUCACACUGUGACUGGAGUGAUGGAGAAUCUGUUUUGCAAAUUACACAUUUGGUUCAAUAAAAAAUUUCUGCAGUUGAUAACCCUGUGUGAGUGGUUUUACUUCUCUGCAGUAACGUUAAUGUACAUGCACGAAGUUAUAUCUCGCAUAAAAUACAUGAGAAACCAUAUCUAAACAGACCUUUAUUUUUAUGAUUCAAAAAAGGUGCAUUUGUGCUAGUACUGCUUAAUCUAAGCCCAAUUUUGGUGGUUCUUUCACUUAACACAUCGAAAUUAUUUCUUGCUCAAGUAUAAAUGGUCUCACCUGUACAUAGAUUUUUGUGAAUAUGGUGUAAAUCCUAUAUCAACAAUACAAACUACACUACAUGCACUUACCGUUUAUUGAACUUCUGGUUAGAUGCUAAACUGCAUUUCGUUGCCCAAUACCUGUACGCAUGUGUAAUGAAAAUAAAGUUGAAUCUAAUCCACUUUUACACUUGAUAUUCAAAUGUAUGUUUCAAAACAUGUCUAAAUCCUAAAUAAUCCUAUAAACUGCCAUUGUGACAUAUUUCUUCCUUUAUGAAGAAAUGUGUAAUUAAUGUAUAUGCCAUAAAAAAAAAUCACCCAGAUCUUAGUUAUUUAUAUUGUUUAUUACGGUUUCCUCGUGGCAUGAGUUUUAUUUCCGAGUUCACCCUUUUUGUCCCUUCCGGGGAUCCUUACGACUCCAUAGCAACGGCGCUGCCGCCAAACCCCUACCCUCAGUUUGUUUGUUUUCAGCAGCAAAGCGGAGGGACAUCCAGUUAUUGUGUCUUUCUUCAAUGUUUAACGAUGAAACAUGGCAAAUCUGACAUUUUUUCCAAAAGCACCGGAGUUUAAAUGCAGUAUGUACACACCGCUGAAAGCAGAGCAGCACUCAGAGCGUCCUAGAAUUCACUGUGAUAGUUAAAGGUGUCAGGACGAUACAAUGGAAGUGUUGCCCAUUUGGCAGCUUGCUAUUCCGCUCCCAGCGGUGCUGAUGAUUACCGUGAGUCUUUACAUGGUCGUGCUGGUGAUUGGACUGUGGAUCCGAUACUGCCUUAAGGAUAGCUGUUCUUCAGAGUGCAGUGACUGCUGUCCAGACAUUUCGCUGUGCGAGCAGUGUUUCAGGCUGGCUGAGGCCUGUGAGUGCAGUCUGCUGACGUUUGGAGCAAUGUGUAAUAAUUCAUGCGCUUCUCCUUCUUGUUUCAAAUGGGAUUGCGCCUGCACCUGCCAGCCUCCCGAAUGCGAGUCCUGCAACUGUCUCUGCUUCGAGAUCAGGAUCAAGUAGAAGACGAGGGUGGAGGAGUCUAUCCAUCCCACAUACCAUCAAUGACACGGAGUCAUCCGAGGUUUUACAGUGGAGAGGUAACAAAGACAAUCUAAUGAUUCAUCAUUAGGGCUUCAAACCUCUUCUCGCUGAGCAUCAGCAUGACCUCUUCAUUUUUGAUUAAGGAUCGAAACUUAUUGUGUUAUUGCCGUCAUAUGGCAGCGCCUUUGUAAUUUUAAUUUUAUGUGUGUGCGACGUUUUCCUCUAAAAGAGAAAGACACUCUCAGUAACCAGCCUCUAAAUGAAAAUCCAAGCUUGUUGUUCGUAAACGUUUAGAAAAUCUAGUUUAUUUUAUACAAUCUGUUCUUUUGUACAUUUCAUUAAAUUCUGAAAUAUUUUAAAUUGGA
This is a messenger RNA of Mugil cephalus (flathead mullet), 2177 nucleotides long. Its product is annotated as guanine nucleotide-binding protein subunit gamma 4. NCBI's taxonomy places the organism in Eukaryota, Metazoa, Chordata, Actinopteri, Mugiliformes, Mugilidae. The coding region runs from base 1450 to 1791 and encodes 113 amino acids. The record is from RefSeq and is a predicted model, not a curated record. The transcript has 5 exons.